AUGGCGUCCGAGGCUGACAGCGGCUCCUUGCCCUCGGAGCGCCCCUACCGCUCCCACCUUCGCCCGGCCUGCCUGGCCUGCCGGAAGCGCAAGUCCCGGUGUAAUGUCGACAAAAAUGGAGGAACAUGCUUGACUUGCCGAGCUCACGGAACACAAUGCGAGUUCCCACCGGCUCCUGGUGGAGCUUCGCCGCGGCCGAAGUCUGCUUGGAGAAAUGCCCAAGCCCGUACAUCAAAGGACCUGGGCCACCGCCCGUCCCCGCCACCUCAGCCCCUGGCUCCGACGUUCUCCUCGGAGCCUCAGUACAAUGACCAGACGAACCAGCUUACGUUGGCCGAGGCAGACCGGCGUGUGUCAAAGUCCUCAGAUGGCCAUCCUCCCAUAUUCUCACCCCAGAACAAGCGGUACCCUGAGCCCAUUGGCGAUGGCGGCGAGGAUGAGGCACAUAUUGUAGGACCAGCAGACAUUGAAGAUACUCAAGUCUUGUCCACGUACUUGUCUAAUGAUUCGUCUGUUUUGAACCGGGGUAGGAUAUCGGUGACGAGCCCACGGCAAGAGCACGGAGGUGGCUCAAGGAAACCCGUUGUCUUUACCACGGUGAGGAAGCAGCCUAUCGGUCUUCCUGACGACCGCAACCCGGCCUUCUUGAAAUGCCAGAUGAUUGAGAAACUUCUUGAGCCAAUGCUACCCGAUGUUGUCCAGCUCUUCUUUGAAAAGCCCAACCGUUGUUUCCCCUUGUUGGAUAGACAGUCCUUUGAGAAACGGUUCGCCGAGGACAGGAGGCACAUAUCGCCGGCCUUAUUGGCCUCACUCUAUGCGCAUACAAUGACCUACUGGGCGCAGUCCCCUGAACUCGUCACUCAACACCGGCCCGAUACCAGGUUUAUUUGGAAUCAGGCCAACGAUGCCCUUUACUCGGAAAUGCACCUUUCCCUAGGCAUCUCGACUUUGCUAGCCAUCCUUCUCAAUAUCGCCGGUCGGCCAUUGACUUCGAUUAUCGGCAACGGCCUUCAGCUUGGUUCCGCUAUCUCUCUAGCUCACUCACUCGGCUUAAACAGAGACUCUUCCGAUUGGGAUAUUCCAGAAGCCGAGAAGCUCCUGCGAACGAAGAUCUGGUGGGCCAUCUUUGUGUAUGAUAAGUGGUCGAGUCUGGCGUACGGCACGCCGCCGCAGCUCAGGAGCGGCCAGCACGAUGUCGCUCUUCCUACGGUAGAGCAGCUAUGCGGCUCGGCACCGAAUCCUGUCGACCACGAGGCAACGUCUGUAUACUUGGCAUUCGUCGCUCUGUCCCGUUUCCUCGACAGAUAUUUGGAGCGCAUAUAUGACCUAGAAAAGACCUCAACUACCGGUCCUUGGGACCUGGAGGUCUCGCUCACGCAGUGGGAAGACUCACUGGACAACAACAUAAGGCGGAGGAUCAUCCGCGGGGGCGAGAGUCUCGACAUACCAGGUUCAGCGAACCUACGUCUCGCGUAUCUCUACAUCAGGCUAUUGCUUCGGAAGUGGGAACUCGACGCCGAGAAGGCAGCCAACGCCGACCACACGUCUUCGAUCCCCAUGCGUUGCUAUCUUGAAGUACGACGGGCGGCCGAGGAGAUUGUGCUUCUGGUUCAAGAACUUAAAGAUCCUCAGCUUGGCGACUACUGGCUCCCGCUUCUCACCUUUGCAUUCACGUCCACCACCAAGUUCCUCCUCCGCUGCGCUUUAGAAACAGAGAACACCGUCAGCGGACUGGCGCAAAGUAUGUCGCUGAAGCUGGCACGCGAUCUCAUCAAUGCGCUGCAAAUUCAUCGCCAAAAAGCCUGGGACGUGGGAGACUUGUGCAUUGCGCAGUAUUCCGAGGUCAUUGAGAAGCUAGCUACGUCCACAUCGAGCGCAGAAUUCUCCGAGCAGCCAGUCGAUAUGCCCGAGCUUCAAGAGUUCGUGUCGACAAGCGUGCCUGACAUUGAUGAGCUCUUCCCUAGUCUAUGGGAUAUUCUGCUGCGUCGCCAGACCCCAUAUUGGCAAUGCCGACUUCCGGACGGAAAUAAUGCGGACGGACUAAUCCGACGGACUACUCCGUCCACAACUUCACAUCAUCAACACCUAACACUGGCAAGAGCCCCAAUCCCAUUGUACAUCAACUUCAGCAUAUCAAAUACCGCGCUGAGAGAGGCGACCCAGAUCGCGACUCAUUUACCCCGCACCCUCAACGCCAACUCUCGUAGGCUGUUUGCCAUCACCUCACCCCGGAACUCAUCGAUAGACUCACAUAACAUGGAGUCGAAAAGAGUCGCUGUGCUCUACCAAGCCAUAGAUCCUCCUAUCAUCAAUGGGGUGCGCAAGCCGAUGAAGCCUGGUGGAUACCGCGACUCAGGAGCCGAUAUCGCCUUCAACCUCCAAGGCAGCAAGUCUUUCAAUGCGGUUACUCCAGUUUCGACGCCCUCGCCAGAGAAAGAUACCGAGUGGUGCUUUCCGGAUACCGAAGAGGGGAUUCUAGACGCUAUCAAGAAGGGAGCAACUCAUCUCUGGGCCAACACAAUCUUAUUCGCAUCUCACCCACUACAAACUUCCACGUCCCUCGGGAGUGUCCAGGAUACACUCAAAGCGGUCGGGCAUGGGCCUCUUGUUGUUGAAAAGUACGAUGACAAGGAAUAUGUGAAUGAUUUGCUUCGCCGCAUCGGUGGCUUUACGAUGCCUCGCUCCUGGACAAUCCACUCCGACCCAGCAGUAGCAACAAAGAUUAAGCAGCUCCAAUUGCCGUUCCCGAUCGUCGCAAAACCCAUUCGCGGACGGGGAAGUCACGGCGUUCGAGUCUGCCAAAAUCUCGAGGAUCUCACUGCCCACACCAAAGUCCUCUUCCAAGAGUCGCCGAGCAUCAUGCUGGAGGAAUACCUCUCUGGCGAAGAAGCCACCAUAACCGUGAUGCCGCCGAAUGGGGAGAAAAAAGACUACUGGUCCUUGCCCAUCGUCACACGCUUCAAUCAUCAAGACGGGAUCGCCCCCUACAACGGCGUGGUAGCGGUCACUGCCAACUCGAGAGUGAUAACGGCAAAGGAGGAGGAGGACCCUGCGGCACUGGGCGUAGCAGCCCCCAUUCGUAUCGAUGUGCGACGAUUUUCUGAGAAGCCUGGAUCCGACUUUGCUCUAUUCGACGUAAACAUGAAGCCGAACAUGACCGGCCCUGGACGGCCUGGGCGGGAUGACCAGGCGAGUCUGACGCUUCUGGCAGCUGAGGCGCUGGGGUGGGACUACCCAGAGCUGUUGAGGCAGGUGUUGAGCACAUCGUCGACCUUGAAGACACUGAGGGGAUUGAAGCCAAGGGAAAUUUAA
This is a messenger RNA of Colletotrichum lupini, 3312 nucleotides long. Its product is annotated as fungal specific transcription factor domain-containing protein. Bases 1 to 3312 code for a protein of 1103 amino acids. The record is from RefSeq and is a predicted model, not a curated record. Gene Ontology annotation, biological process: DNA-templated transcription. Gene Ontology annotation, molecular function: ATP binding; DNA binding; DNA-binding transcription factor activity, RNA polymerase II-specific. NCBI's taxonomy places the organism in Eukaryota, Fungi, Ascomycota, Sordariomycetes, Glomerellales, Glomerellaceae. The transcript is spliced from 8 exons. Gene Ontology annotation, cellular component: nucleus.